Messenger RNA from Hydra vulgaris (swiftwater hydra), 1679 nucleotides. Its product is annotated as zinc finger protein ZIC 1-like. The record is from RefSeq and is a predicted model, not a curated record. Lineage: Eukaryota; Metazoa; Cnidaria; Hydrozoa; Anthoathecata; Hydridae. Gene Ontology annotation, cellular component: nucleus. Gene Ontology annotation, molecular function: DNA-binding transcription factor activity, RNA polymerase II-specific; RNA polymerase II cis-regulatory region sequence-specific DNA binding. Gene Ontology annotation, biological process: regulation of transcription by RNA polymerase II.
UGAUAUGCAAAUAAAAUAAAUGAGCUCUCCAAACAUAUCAUCAUUUCAAUUAAUAUUUGGUGAAUAUCAGUGAAUUAGGAAAAUAUUUUAGGUCUUUAAAAAAUAUUUGAUAAAACCCGUUGCAGAAUAAUAUAUUAACUACUUUAGGAAUUGGAAAUAAAUACUUUUUAUAACUACUUUUGGAAUUGCAAGAACCCUAAAUAACAGUAAAAAAAAAAUGGUUAUCAAAGAAACAAUGUCGAUACCAGCGUGGGGUUAUUUUAAUGGACCCAUGUGUUCCGUUUCGGAAAAUACAGAAGGAUCAUCAAUAGAAUCAUUUUCCAAUCCUAACCAUGUUGAAAACAGGCGUAGUCAGUCAAUCGACAAAAAUGACUUUUAUGCAACAACCCCCGUGUUAAAUGAGUUUCAUAGAACAAGUGUUUCUGAAAAUAUGGCUCCUCAAGAAUAUCAAGAUUCACGUUCUCCUAACAGAGAAGAAUCAUCAUUUUUCCCAUCUUCUGCACUAUUUGAUCACAAUAUGCCCCCUAUUUCGCAUCAAUAUAACUGCCAAGCUUUUGAUGCAUUUUUGCCGUCUGGUACAUUGCAUGCUUCAAAUGGUUUUAUGCACUUUCCAUCAGGAAACUCACAAAUGAAAGCAACCUCAGAAAUACGAGGCGAUAUACAACCUCACUUGUUUUUUCCUCAAGCAUCAGCACCACUAAUAAACGCACAAAUUAGUCCGAAUUGUCAACGCCAUAACAUUGGAGAGCCCAUAAAUAUACCGAGCUUAUCUUUUCCUGGUGAAUUCCGGCCAUAUCCUCAAUUAAACGAUAUUUUUACAAAUGUUAAACAGGACUUUUACAUGCAAACUCCACUCUAUUCGGGUUAUCCGAAUUACUGGUAUUUGAGACAAUCGACUAACCAGAUUCUUACAUGCAUGUGGAUAGAUCAAUCACCGUUUAGCAAGUCCAAACCAUGCAACAAGCAGUACUCUGUUAUGCAAGAUAUUGUGCGUCACAUAAAUGAUGAACAUAUCACUAGACUGGAUAAUAACGAGUACGUUUGUUAUUGGCAGAAUUGCAGCCGAAACCUUUUGCCAUUCAAAGCUAAAUACAAGCUUGUUAACCAUAUCCGUGUACACACUGGAGAAAAACCAUUUCCGUGUCCGUUUCCGGGAUGCGGUAAACUUUUUGCUCGCUCUGAAAAUCUCAAAAUUCAUAAAAGAACUCACACCGGCAAAAGAACAGGAGAAAAACCGUUUGUGUGCGAAUAUUCCGGCUGCGAUAGAAGAUUUGCUAACUCUUCUGACAGAAAAAAGCAUAUGCAUGUUCAUACGGAAAAAACGUGUAGCUAUAGAAUUCGUACUAAUAAAAAAGAAACUAACGCAACGCCAAAACGAAUGAAAAUCACAGACGAAUUUUCAACGUCUUCUGGUACUAUUUAUUCCGACCAGUGCAAAUCGCAACAAACGGUGGAUUAUAGCCCUCCGUUAACACCCGUAAGACACAACGAUAAUUCAAUUUUAAUGUCUAAUUACACAUACGAUAGUUUAGUUGAAAAAAUUCAAAACACAGACAACCUUGAAAAGUCUAUUUUAUCAAACAUGAUGGUCAAACAAGAACUAGAAGAACUAAAUUUAAACAUGAUAAGACACUGAUGAAAGUAUUGAUGUCUGAUUCGAUAUAUAAUCUUCUAAGUUA